CGUGGUUAGCGGGAGCGCGCCUCAAAGUCCGGAGAAACGUCAGCGUGGUAUCAUCGAGGUGUACUGCGCAUGCGCAGAGCGUGUCCCAGCCUCCAGUCAGCAGGUCGCAGCGGAUCCUCCCGGUGUUCCGGAACCAUGACGGGCCCUGCGCGCACUGACCUGGGCCGCGCGCUGUGCGUCAUCACCGGCUCCUCCAGAGGCUUCGGGCGGGCCAUCGCGAGGGACAUGUCCCGGUUGGUAAAGCCGGGGUCGGCGCUUGUCCUCACGGCCCGCUCCGCGGAGGACCUCCGGUCUCUGCAGGCGGAGCUGGCCGAGUCCGAGGCGGGCCGAGCCGGCCUGCUGCUGCGCUGCGUGGCGGCGGACCUGAGCCACCAGGAAGGACUGCAGAGCGUCGUGAGGGCGGCCAAGGAGGCCUUCUGCGAGGACAUGGACCACGUGGUGCUGGUCAACAACGCCGCCUCUCUGGGCGACGUGUCCCGCCUCGCCAGCAGCUUCAGCGACCUGACGGAGGUGGACUCGUACCUGUCCCUGAACGUGGGCUCGGCGCUGUGCCUCACGGCCGCCGUCCUGCAGGCCUUCCCCCGGCGCGCCGGGCGGCGCCGCUGCGUGGUCAACGUCACGUCGCUGUGCGCCCUGCAGCCGUUCCGCUCCUGGGUUCUGUACUGCACCGGCAAGGCGGCCCGGGAGAUGAUGUUCAGGGUGCUGGCCGAGGAGGAGCCGGACCUCCGGGUGCUCAGCUACUCGCCAGGGCCUCUGGACACAGCCAUGCAGGCACAGGCCCGGUCCACCACCGCUGACCCCGUCGUCAGGGAGUCCUUCUCUGACAUAUUCGCCGGGGGCCGGCUGCUCUCCUGUGAGGCGUCCUGCGCCAAGCUGAUGAAGGUGCUUCUGGAAGACCGCUACACCUCAGGGGCCCACGUCGACGUCUACGACCUCUAGACACCGGUCUGACCUCUGUUGAUUCAGAGACUAGACUUCAUAAUCAGAAUGCACUGUGAAUCUAACUUCCGUUUGAACGGGACCAAUGUGGCUGAAUAUCAUGGGGACGUCCAUCCAGGGGCCACGAGUCUUCAUCUUGAUGCACAUGGGGCCUUCGGUUCUGCUGGGCGCCACUAGAGGGCGCCACUGGAGGGGGCCCUCACAGGCGGGCAGCAGCACGUCGCUGGGGUCACGGGUUCAGCCCGAUGAAGACGGGACCAGGUCCUCUUCCUCAUUAGUGAGUAGUCUACAAAGGGACCAGGUCCUCUUUAUAAGAGGCUCUUGAGCGUUCCCGCUGACGGUACCUGAAGGCACCGUCGUAGCACCCCAGGGUGCCAGUCACAGGCUCAGUUGAUUAAAGGGAUCUAAAGCAGCUCGUGUGCAUCGUAGUCUUUAAAAAGUCGUUUCUCUCUGUGGUCUCGAGGAGUCUUGGGAGUCUGGGACCUGGUAGGUGCUCCAGAAGCUCUGCAGCACGCCAUCAGAGGGUGAGGGUAGGGGUGAGGGUGAGGCUCGGGUGCUUUACAUUUCCUCUUCAAUAAGGAUCAUGACCUGUAAACAGGUUCACUCUGACCCGAGUGCAGCCAGUGCACUCUGAAGGCGUGACCUUUGGUGCUGAGCCUCUUCAGCCGGCGGCUCUCAUUGGUUCUUAUGUGAUCUUGUUCAGCUGUUAUCCGUCUGCUUUGUGAACUUGUUGAUUACAUAAAUGAAUACUGAUUGUU
This is a messenger RNA of Pseudoliparis swirei, 1697 nucleotides long. Its product is annotated as sepiapterin reductase-like. The record is from RefSeq and is a predicted model, not a curated record. Gene Ontology annotation, molecular function: sepiapterin reductase (NADP+) activity. The coding region runs from base 70 to 939 and encodes 289 amino acids. Gene Ontology annotation, biological process: tetrahydrobiopterin biosynthetic process. The transcript has 3 exons. Lineage: Eukaryota; Metazoa; Chordata; Actinopteri; Perciformes; Liparidae.